UCCUCCCUUCCCCUUCUCUACUCCUAGCUUCCACUCCACUCCACCCCUCUUCUCUUGUCUUCUAUCUCUUUCCUAGUAGGGUUAGCAUAACGUCUCACACACCACUAUGAAAUUUGGCAAGAUCCUAAUAAGAAACCAGAUCCCAGAAUGGAGCCGCCAUUAUGUCUCUUAUAAGGGUCUUAAAAAGGAGAUCAAAAAUGGGCAAGAGGCUCUGGAGAGUGAACAAUCCUCCAUGGACGACGUUAUCACCGCCUUCAUUUUUCAUUUGGACAGAGAAGUUGAGAAGGUCAAUAACUUCUUCGUUUACAAACGAUCAGAGUUAGAACGACGUCUCCGCAUCCUGUCUGAAAAGGCUAGACGUCUUUAUCCCAACAAUAGCAUAUUAGGCAAUGGAGCUAUCAACUCACCUGUCACUACAAAUUCACCGACCAGUUCACGGAAGACAUCCAAAGCCGGUGUUAGUCCACGUUUGGACUUAUCCAUUGUGACGGCACCUGCGCCGUCUUCUCCAAUACCACCCACAACCGUAUCCACCAAUGCAUCUUUAGUUCCGCCAUCGCCCUUCAUCAAUGAUCCCGAGGCUGACAGAGAGUGUUUGCAGGCCAUGGUUGAAACUAAGGAGAUGCUGUCCAAGCUCUCUUGGUUCGCAGAGAUGAAUCGCAGGGCCGUUGAAAAGAUUCUCAAAAAAUUUGAUAAGCGCAUGGCUCUUUUCAGUCGUGAAGACUACAUGGCGACAAAAGUUAGCCUGUUACCUUUUGUCAUUGAUGGGCAACUCUUGGAGAUGACCAUUACUAUUGACGUCCUCAUCCGGGAUAUGAAUGCAGUCGUGGCGGAGUAUCCCCCUUUCCACAGAGGAAUAUCGCCAACUCGCACUAGUACUGAAGCCCGAUUUGGUCUGAGUGAACAGCAGCUAAAAGAUGCAAUCAAUGCCAUUGAACAUGAUGAUGCUAUUGCACUCAAGGCCAUAAUUGACACCAAAUCUCUAUUCAAGAAAGCAUGCGAAGAGAAGGCAUUUCAAUGUAUCGCUUUAAUAAUGUCGUUUGGGGCAGGAUCUUUAAUGGUCAAUCAUAAAGAAAUAUCUGUAGUUCGAGAUGAUCCAACGACGAUCACGUUUAUCCUUCAACAGCUUUCCUCAUGCGCUCAACAGAAUUCUUUAUGUACUUUAAAAUCGACGGCGGAUAUCUUCGGUCGCCGGCCAUUGCAUUACGCAGCCAUGCAUGGCUUCCCUAACAUUGCAAGAGCACUCCUUCAGGAUCUCAAAGGCUCUGGCGAAUUUGUAGACUUUUCAGAUCCUUACUGGUUUGAUACAGAUGGGUUCACGCCACUCAUUUACGCCGUAUCGCGGGGCCAGGCUGAGGUUCUGAAAGUCUUAAUAGAGGAGGGUGACAUCCGCGAUGUUGAUGCUGUCACAAAUGGUAAAAGUCUCUCGAUAUCUUAUGUGUCACAUCCUUCGAUACCAAAGAUUCUUCCCUCAACCGUCAAGACUGUAUUAAACCCGUUUGUUGGAUCAGAGGUCAACUUGCAUGCGGUUUUUACCUAUACACCGUUAUCGAUUGCUUGUCGUUUGGGACAUGUUGAGGUAGCUAAAUUGCUUAUCCACAAUGGUGCUAACCUGGAUGCUCAGGACGAGGAUGGGGAGUCAUGCUUGAUCAUUGCUGCAAAGAAUGGUCAUGUUGAAUGCGUGAAGCUACUAAUUACUGGGAACGGGUAUGCGAAAGGCGCUAAUCUUGAGCUCAGGGAACGUUAUUACGGAUGGACAGCUCUUCACCUCGCAGCAAUCGAGAAUCAUCCUGAGGUUAUUAAGGUUUUGCUUGCAGCUGGAGCCAAUCCCAAUGUUUACGAUUUUUCAUCAUGGAGCCCACAUGAGUAUGCUGUCUUUGCUGCCAAUAAUGCUUGUGCUGCUCUUCUUCGUCCUGUGACUCUCAGUCUGGACGAGCGUCUACGCCUGCAAAAGCAGAACGCCGGAAGUGACGCAGCGCAUGCAAGCCCCAUCUCGGUUUCGCAGCCCAUGCUCUCUAGUCCUUCUGCAGGGACCUCUGGAUCAAGCUCACCAAACUCACAGAAACUCGAAAAAGGCGAGUCACCGCCAACGUCAGCUGGAAAGAGCAGCAGCAAAUCAUUGAAGACAGCUCAGCGCGUAUACGGACAUAAGUAUCUAGAAGAUGAAUCACUAAUUGUUGUUACGCUGGGCUCUAAUGACGCUCGCAGUACCGUGGAGCCUGUUGAGCUCUAUAUAAGCGGUGACAGUCAUUCGUUUUUGACAGCCAGUACAGCAUUUUCAUUGGAAAUUACGGCGGAGAAUGCUACAGCAGGCGAGAAAGCCAUCAUUGACUUGCCUCUUAAGGAUUCAAGUUAUCACGAUCAGAUCGUUUUUUAUGCACCAAAGCCUGAAGACACUAUCCUUAACUUUUCAGUUUACCCCACCUUUGGACCUUCAAGCAACAAGCUGGUCGGACGCGGCACAGCAAUUCUCUCCAGCUUGGAUAAUCUUCGCAAAGACGUCAGGAACCAGCAUCCAGAGAUGACUUCCCUCCAAGGGAUGAAUAUGACAGUACCUAUCUUUGGUGUGGAAAAGAUGAAUAUUAUUGGACGUGUUAGAGUUGAAUUUACAGUUGUGCGUCCUUUCAAACAUGAGAACCUCAAAGUCGGAAGCAAGCACACAUAUUGGAAGAGCUUGACUACAACAGUCAUUGGUCAUCGCGGCCUUGGAAUGAACCGUAAGGUAUCAAAUCUUCAGCUCGGCGAGAAUACCCUGCUUUCUUUUGUUACAGCCGCUUCUCUUGGGGCAGAAUAUGUGGAGUUUGAUGUUCAGAUGACGAAGGAUAUGGUGCCUGUUUUAUACCAUGACUGGACAGUAACCGAGACUGGAUUGGAUAUUCCUGUUAGCUCCAUAACGGUAGAACAGUUCCAGAAUCUCUCCAAAUCAAAAUCACGUAGUCAUGGUAACAGUUCUCAGCCAGUCUCACCCAGACCUGGUGCCCCGAAACAAGCUACUCCUGCUUCACCAUCUUCAGUUAGUCUAACUGUAGUGAAACCUGAGCUUGUGAGGAGGUCCACUCAUGAUUCUGAAUCAGACCCCCAUAAGGAAAACCAACCGCGACUUGUUCGAUCUAACAGUUUGGGCGCAAUGGCCAAGAUGAGGGCUCAGACAGCAGUAUCUGAGCCUGCUAAGCCCGGAGCCAAGAUGAAGGGCAAUGGUCUGGGAACAAUUCAGGCGCCAUUCGCUACAUUGAAAGAUACGUUUGAGACUGUUCCAACGAAUAUUGGAUUCAAUAUCGAAGUCAAGUAUCCCAUGCUGGACGAAGCAGAGGAUGCCAACAUCCCUUUAUAUGCUUUUGAGAUUAACCGAUUUGUGGAUCGGAUUUUAAAAGAGGUCUACGACCACGACCAAACACAUCCCAACCGCAACAUCAUCUUUUCAUCCUUUCACCCUGAUAUUUGUCUUUUGCUCAAUAUGAAACAGCCAAAUUAUCCAGUGUUCUUUCUGACGGAUGGAGGUACAAGCGUAGUAGCCGAUCGUAGAUGCAAUUCUAUUCAAGGAGCUGUCCGUUUCGCAACAUCAAUUGACCUGUUGGGAAUUGUUACCAACAGUGCACCAAUCAUUGAAGCACCCAACCUGGUCAAGGCUAUUAAAGAAACAGGUUUGCUGGUGUUCACUUAUGGAAUAGAUAACAAUGAUGUGGAGAACGCUAAACUUCAACGACGACAUGGAGUUGAUGCUGUAAUUGUCGACUGCGUCUUGGCCGUGCGAAAGGGCCUUCAGCAAACAGAAUAGUCAUUUUAGAGUGAGUUGCUAGAAGGCAAGUCGUGUAGCUACCUAAAUUGGCAAAUCACU
Lobosporangium transversale is the source of this 3835-nucleotide messenger RNA. RefSeq names its product Glycerophosphoryl diester phosphodiesterase family-domain-containing protein. Gene Ontology annotation, molecular function: protein binding; glycerophosphocholine phosphodiesterase activity. Gene Ontology annotation, biological process: glycerophospholipid catabolic process. The transcript has 11 exons. NCBI's taxonomy places the organism in Eukaryota, Fungi, Mortierellomycota, Mortierellomycetes, Mortierellales, Mortierellaceae. The coding region runs from base 107 to 3775 and encodes 1222 amino acids. The record is from RefSeq and is a predicted model, not a curated record.